This is a messenger RNA of Lindgomyces ingoldianus, 2589 nucleotides long. RefSeq names its product sensor histidine kinase-like protein/response regulator Fos-1. Gene Ontology annotation, biological process: phosphorylation; phosphorelay signal transduction system. Bases 1 to 2211 code for a protein of 736 amino acids. The transcript has 3 exons. Lineage: Eukaryota; Fungi; Ascomycota; Dothideomycetes; Pleosporales; Lindgomycetaceae. Gene Ontology annotation, molecular function: phosphorelay sensor kinase activity. The record is from RefSeq and is a predicted model, not a curated record.
AUGGCCUCGCUGGGCCGCACUCAACCUCCACAGCAAGCACACACACCCACAUGCCCAUCUCCUCUACUCUCCCUUAACACAACCCCUAGUGACGGCCAACCAUCUUCUUCCCAGCUGUCGCAGCUGUUGCAGCCGCUGCAUUCGUUACAGUCAGCUAAAUACGGCGUCAAGCUGGAGGACAGCUUUGCACAUGAUAUAUUCUGUCGCACACUCGUUCCUUCCCUCUGGCUCGAUUCGUCUCUUGUUGUUUGCCAAGUAUCAGACAGCUUCCUAGAAGUCUCUGGCGGUUGCCGGCGCGAGCAGGUUGUCGGUCUGCAUACCGAUGAUCUCUUUGGCCAAAGGGUGAUUAUUCCUUCACUCGGCUCGGCUCGCGAGGCUAUUCGGUCCGCCCAGGAACUCAAGAAACCAUACGAGGUCGAGGACGUCCAGCCCGACGGAAAGACUAUCUGGACCAUCCGGGCAGUGCCCAUCUACCGCCAUGAUCAGUUGCGCUACGUUCAAAUGGAACUCAAGGACACCACCGCAGAGCAUCAGAGGUAUCUAGAUCUCGAAGAGCGCGUCUCGAUUAAUGAGACAUUCCGCAUCCUGGUUGAAACUGUCAAGGACUAUGCCAUAUUCAUGCUUGAUCCUCACGGCAACGUCGCCACCUGGAAUCAAGGAGCUCAGACGUUUAAAGGCUACGCGAAAGAGGAAAUUGUUGGAAAGCACUUUUCUAGCUUUUAUAGCCAAGAAGACUGCGAUAACGGCAAGCCCGCAAUGGAGCUAGAGACAGCUCUGCGCGAUGGCCGGGUGGAAGAUGAAGGUUGGCGCUACCGCAAAGAUGGUACCAGGUUCUGGGCAAACGUUGUCAUCACCCCCGUGUAUCGGGAGGGGACCCUCAUUGGGUUCGGCAAGGUCACUCGCGAUCUGACAGAGCGAAGGGCAGCUGAAGCCCGCCUCAUCACUGCGUAUGAGGAAGCUUCUAAAUUAAAGUCUGAAUUUCUGGCUAACAUGAGUCAUGAAAUUCGUACUCCUAUGCACGGCAUGUUAUCAGCUCUGACCCUGCUCUUGGACACCUCUCUGGACCCUAAUCAACUCGACCUAGCACGAAUCAUUGAAGAGUCUGGUAGUGUAUUGCUUCAGGUUAUUAAUGACAUCCUCGACUAUUCGAAACUAGCUAGCGGAUGUUUUUCAAUCAGUUCUGACAUCAUCAGCGUAUCUGAUAUUAUCCAAUCGGUGUUCCGAAGUUACCAGAAGAGCGAGCCUCCGACAAUUAGGCUUGAGAUUAAACUUGAUCCCAAACUUCCUAAAGCAGCGGAAGGUGACAGUCUUCGAUAUCGCCAGAUCGUGCAAAAUUUGAUGUCAAACGCUACGAAAUUCACCGACGAAGGAUAUGUUCGCGUAAAUGCAAAUUUGCAAGAAGAAAAUGAAGAUUCUUAUCUAAUACUCACAGAGGUCAUCGACACUGGGAUCGGCGUGCUAGAUGGAUCCCUCGGUUCUCUCUUCAUACCGUUUACACAAUUCGACAACUCAGCGACAAAACGAUACAAAGGAACUGGCUUGGGACUAUCGAUUUGCAAAGGCUUUGCGGAGCUUAUGGGUGGAAAUAUCGGCUUCCGCCCAAAUGCUGACCAUCGGGGAAGCAUCUUUUGGUUUACCGCGAGAUUAAAAAAAGUCAAACUCAAGCAUAUCAGUGUCUCGCAAGGCAAUUACGAAGUCACGGCUAUCAACUCAUCGAACUCUCCAUUAGAGGACAUGAAACUAGCAGCCGUUAAGAGAAGAGUCCUACUAGCAGAAGACAAUCAGAUCAACCAAAAGGUCAUGCUCAAAAUGCUAGCCGGCCUGGGAUUUGAUAACAUCGAUCUCGCCGCUGAUGGAAGAGAAGCUGUUAACAUGGCGGCAAAGCUUCCGCCCCCUUAUGAUGUUAUCCUGAUGGAUAUCAAUAUGCCAAUUCUUGAUGGAGUUGGCGCUACCAGGGAGAUCCGAAACGCUGGCGUCUGGACUCCAAUCGUUGCAAUGACUGCCAAUGCACUCAAAGGCCAGGCCGAAUUGUAUAUCGCAAAGGGAAUGAAUGACUACAUCUCAAAGCCCGUGGAUCGAAAUCUCCUGGUCAAGGCCUUAUUGAAUUGUUUGAAGCAUCAUGGACCAGAUCAAUGGCCGGCGCCUCUUGCGCUUUCCUUGAGCGGAAUUGAUCUAACAGAGCCAUCCACUGCUCUCAACCCCACCGAGUAGACAUUAAUGACGGCACAAAACGUGCGACCUGUAGUAGGCUCUACCGAGGGUUAAUAUCUCAUUUUAGAGUCUUGAAGCCACAGCCGACCGAAUUAACGUGCCACUCUGUAAUCCUUCCCUCUGGUAUUUAGUGAUCACGAUUUCUCAGAAAGAGGCUUCUAGUUUAAGCAUCAUUCUUGCGUAAAUUUGGAGAGCGGGCGUUUUGGCAAGGACAUUUUGGAAAGGGAUGAUACCAGGAUACACAAAUACCCCCGGUCGUGUUUAGUUCGACUCUUUUAUUAGACGUAGAGUUUAACAUAUUGAAUCGUUAGAAAGGAAGGGUGGUUACUAUCACUUAGCUGGACUCUAGGCCUUUAAAUCCAAAGAUGCUAAUUGCUG